ACAUUACGUUAAUUUAGAGUACAAGUCUAUUUAUUAACUCUCACUAAGCGACCGACGACCCAUCCGCCAUUUUAGAAGACUCAAGAAUCCUUUUCUUCACAAAUUCCUCCAUUAUCAAAAUCCAUAAUUGUUUCCUUUUGCAUCUCCAUUAUUACAACAUCGAAAGAAUCCUAAAUCCUCCCCAAAGCACACCUCAACCCUCUAUAAUUCCCCUUAUCAAUUUAUCAUCCUAUAAAAUGUCAGAUCUAGGGUUCUAAUUUUUUCAAUUUGCUCCUCAUUCGAUUUCGCCCUAAUUGACCCCCUUUCUCCAUAAUUAGGGCGAAAAACUACAAUUAAAAUGAAAUCCACGAGUAGAUUCUUCACUAUAGGGUUAGUAACAGCGUGGUAUUCAUCAAACAUUGGGGUUUUACUGUUAAACAAGUAUUUAUUAUCGAAUUAUGGAUUCAAAUACCCGAUUUUUCUUACUAUGUGUCAUAUGACAGCUUGCUCAUUGCUAAGUUACAUUGCAGUAGUUUGGAUGAAGAUGGUACCUAUGCAAACAAUCCGAUCUGGGGUUCAAUUCUUGAAGAUCUCAGCUUUAAGUUUGAUUUUUUGUGCUUCUGUUGUUAGUGGAAAUAUUUCAUUGAGAUAUCUCCCUGUUUCAUUUAAUCAAGCAAUUGGAGCUACUACGCCUUUUUUCACAGCUGUUUUUGCUUAUCUAAUGACGUUUAAGAGAGAAGCUUGGCUUACUUAUGUGACACUUAUUCCGGUUGUUACCGGUGUUGUUAUUGCUAGUGGGGGUGAGCCGAGUUUUCAUCUUUUCGGGUUUAUAAUGUGUGUGGGUGCAACGGCUGCUAGGGCUCUUAAAUCUGUGGUUCAGGGUAUUUUGCUGUCCUCCGAAGGGGAGAAGCUUAAUUCUAUGAAUCUCCUCCUUUACAUGGCUCCUAUAGCUGUUGUAUUCCUUCUUCCUGCAACACUUUUCAUGGAAGAAAAUGUAGUUGGUAUUACUCUGGCACUUGCAAGGGAAGAUGUCAAUAUAGUCUGGUUAUUGAUCUUCAAUUCUUCGCUGGCAUACUUGGUGAAUUUGACCAACUUCCUGGUCACCAAACACACCAGUGCUUUGACUCUCCAGGUCCUUGGAAACGCAAAGGGUGCGGUUGCUGUUGUGAUUUCAAUUUUGAUCUUUAAAAACCCCGUCUCAAUUACGGGGAUGCUUGGUUAUUCGCUCACAGUCAUUGGAGUCGUCCUCUACAGUGAAGCCAAGAAACGAAGCAAAUGAAUGAAUUAAGAUAACUUAUGUAACCAGCUUAUAUUUCUAUAUUUUUCCUACCCGUGAGGAGGAUUUUCGACUUACCAUGAUGCAAACUGCAAAGAGUUAACGAUACACUUGAAGUCGGAGUACACAGAUUCUGCAAUUUGUAACUUGGAUUUUCCCCUGUAAGCUUGGGGAAUGGGGAUAGGUUUUACUUGUACACGCAACAUCACAUAUGAUUUUAAAACUACUGUUUAUUAUUCAUCUUAAUUAGGGGUUAUUUGAUUUUUGCUUGGGGGGAACAUUUUGUAUUCUUUUAGCAAAAAAGUUGUAAAAUUGCAUUAUACGGUCUAUCCUUGAUAACAGUUAAAAAUUGGGUAAUUAAUGAAAGAUUGUCAUAUAUUAACAUUAUUC
This is a messenger RNA of Amaranthus tricolor (Joseph's coat), 1645 nucleotides long. Its product is annotated as probable sugar phosphate/phosphate translocator At3g11320. Bases 338 to 1258 code for a protein of 306 amino acids. The transcript is spliced from 4 exons. The record is from RefSeq and is a predicted model, not a curated record. NCBI's taxonomy places the organism in Eukaryota, Viridiplantae, Streptophyta, Magnoliopsida, Caryophyllales, Amaranthaceae. Gene Ontology annotation, cellular component: Golgi apparatus. Gene Ontology annotation, molecular function: antiporter activity.